AUGAGCUACAAAUAAUAAAAAGAUGUGGAAGCCCAAAUUCAAUCUUAAUUAUCUAUAGAUGACUUGACGGAUUUAUUCAAGCUGAACUCUAUCAAUGAUGGCUCAAGCAUGUAAAAAGUAAAACAAUUAGGAGAUGAUUUUGGGAUAGCAAGGAAAUUAAACACAGAUCUAAAAAAAGGAUUCUAAGAUAAAAGUGCAAUUGAGAAGUCAAAGUAACUUUAUGGGGACAAUUUACCUGUUGAGAAAGAGCCAACAACAUUAUGUGAAUUGAUUUUAGAGUGUUUGGAGGACACUAUGCUACAGAUUUUAUUAAUAGCAGCUUUGGUUUCUACAGUAAUUGGUAUGAUCAAUGAAGGAGUAAAAACAGGAUGGACUGAAGGAGCAACGAUUUUCUUUGCUAUAUUCUUGAUCAUUUCAAUAACAGCGGGAAACAAUUACUUAAAGGAAAGACAAUUUAGAUAAUUACGUAGGAAGCUCGAUGAUGGAAAGUGUUAGGUAAUUAGAGAUGGUAAAGUAACAGAAAUACAAACAAAGGAUAUAGUCGUUGGAGAUUUAUUAAUCUUCAACUUAGGUGAUUUGUUUGGAGUGGAUGGCUUGAUGGUUUAAGGAAGUGCAGUUAAAAUUGAUGAAUCCCCUAUGACAGGAGAGAGUGAUGAGAUAAAGAAGUUACCUUAUAUUGAGAUGGCAUAAUAACCGCAUAAUUAAUUAAAUGUGAAUCAAGAGGCAGCGAGAGGACAUGUGAGUCCAUUUUUAAUAUCAGGCACAAAAUGCCUUGAUGGAACAGGAUAAAUGAUUGUAUUAGCAGUUGGUUAAAACACAGUAUCUGGAAAGUUGAAAUAAUUAUUAAUUCAAGAGAAUCCUCCAACUCCUUUGCAAUAGAAAUUAGAAGGAGUUGCUUCAGACAUAGGUAAAUUGGGUGUUUUAGUAUCUAUUUUAACAUUCAUUGCUUUGAUGGGACAUUUAGGAUAUGAUUGUUAUUUGGGUAAAUUUCCGUUUCUGAGUAUAAAGACCUUACAAAUCAUAGUGGAAUCUUUCAUGAUUGCUGUAACAAUAAUUGUGGUGGCAGUACCAGAGGGAUUACCAUUGGCUGUUACAAUUGCAUUAGCAUAUUCGGUGGGUAAAAUGAAGGAUGAAUAGAAUUUGGUUAAGAAUUUAUCAUCAUGCGAAAUAAUGGGUGGAGCUAAUAAUAUUUGCAGUGACAAAACAGGAACACUAACAUAAAACAUAAUGUAAGUUGUUGCUUUGUGGACUGAAAAUUAACCAUUUAGAGAUUAGAAAGAUACAAUUGAGCUCAUGUGCGAAAGUAUUUGCUAUAAUUCAAACGCUUUUCCUGAAAAGGAUCCAUAAACAAAUAAAUGGGUUCAAAUAGGUAAUAAGACAGAAUGCGCUUUGUUGGAAUGUGCAGAUAAUUUUGGAUAUAAUUUUAAUCAAUUUAGACCAAGUGAUAAAGUAUUAAGGUAGCUUCCAUUCAAUAGUAAGAGAAAGAAAAUGAGCACAGUUAUUUACAAUUAAAAAUCACAAUAUAUUAGAGUCUAUACUAAAGGUGCCUCUGAAAUUAUAUUGGCGUAAUGCAAUAAAUACAUUGGAAACAAUGGUAUUGAAUAAAUGUUAGACCCAUAAUUGAGAAAGUAAAUCUAUGAUAAUAUUAUCCAAAAAUUUGCAUCAGAUUCUUUGAGAACAAUAGCCAUUGCUUAUAGAGAUCUUGAUCCUUAAUCACAUGGAUCAAAUGUUAGAGGAUAGAUUCCAUAAUUGACUAAAGUAGCAUAAAAUAUUCCUGAAGAUGAUUUAGACAAGGAUCUAGUAUUGAUUGCUAUUGCAGGUAUUAAAGAUCCUAUCAGACCUGAUGUGCCUAACUCAAUUAAAUAAUGUCAUGCCUCUGGUGUCAAAGUCAGAAUGGUGACUGGAGAUAACAUUCUUACUGCUACUGCUAUUGCUAAGGAAUGUGGAAUCUUGCCAACAAAUAGAGAAAUAGGUGAAUGGGAAGUGGUAGAAGGGAAAAAGUUUAGAGAAUUUGUUGGAGGACUAAAAGAUGAAUAAGUUGAUGGAAAAACAGUGAAAGUUGUUGGCAAUAAAGAAAAUUUCGCCAGAGUCAGUAGGGAUAUGAAAGUUAUGGCUAGAGCAUCUCCAGAAGAUAAAUACAUACUUGUUACUGGUUUGAUUGCUGAAGGGAAUGUUAUUGCAGUCACAGGAGAUGGUACUAAUGAUGCUCCAGCUCUAAAGAAAGCAGAUGUUGGAUUUGCUAUGGGUAUUACAGGAUCGGAUGUUGCUAAGGAUGCUGCUGAUAUCAUUUUAUUAGAUGAUAAUUUUAGCUCGAUCAUUACAGCUAUGAAAUGGGGUAGAAACAUUUAUGAUUGCAUAAGAAAGUUCAUUUAAUUUUAAUUGACUGUCAAUUUGGUUGCUUUGUUUAUGUCAUUUUUGGGAGCUGUAGUUCUUAAAGAAUCUCCCUUGAACACCAUAGAAAUGUUAUGGGUUCUUAUUAUGGAUACAUUUGCUUCUUUAGCCUUAGCAACUGAGCCUCCCAAUAUUACAGUGUUGGAAAGAUAACCAUACAAAAGAGAUGACAAAAUUGUAUCACCCACUAUGAACAGAACAAUAGUUGGUGGAUCUAUCUAUCAAAUUUGUGUUCUAUGUGGCAUCUUAUUCGUUCUUCCUUAAUUUAUGGAUUUGUCUAUACCUACAGAAUUGGCUGCAUAGAAAUACCAUUAAAAUGUCGUCUAAAUGAGCAUUUUCUUCUAGACCUUUGUUGUCAUGCAAGUAUUCAAUUCAAUAACUUGCAGACAAUUGGAUUAUAAGACUAUCAACCCAUUUGCAAAUGCAUGCAAUAACCCUUUGUUUUGGGCUGUCUAAACUUUUACAUUGGUUAUUUAAUGCGUGCUCAUUUAAUAUGGAGGGAAAUUUGUAAAGGUUUCUCAUUUAACUUUGCAAUAACACCUCUUGUGUCUUGGAUUUGGUCUUGGCAGCUUAAUAUUCUCAAUUCUUGUUAAGAUUGCAGUUCCUGAGCGUUGGUGUUAAUUUGUGGAGUUGUUUAGAGAAUAAGAGGUGCAAUCAGCAGAUAUGGAUACUUCUUUGACAAGUGUCCUUAGAAGAAAAUCGACUAGUAGAUUGGGUAAUUAAAGAAAGAGCAUGGACUAAUAAGGCAGCUAAGUUAAAAUGAGUGCUUAAAGAUUGCAAUGA
Messenger RNA from Paramecium tetraurelia, 3174 nucleotides. RefSeq lists its product as uncharacterized. Gene Ontology annotation, molecular function: ATP hydrolysis activity; ATP binding; P-type calcium transporter activity. The transcript has 8 exons. Gene Ontology annotation, cellular component: membrane; intracellular membrane-bounded organelle. Lineage: Eukaryota; Ciliophora; Oligohymenophorea; Peniculida; Parameciidae. The record is from RefSeq and is a predicted model, not a curated record.